UGUUUAUAGAGACCAGUGGCGGGGAAUGGUGAUGAGACUGAUGAGUGAUUAUAUUAAAUAGCAUUACAAAUUUGGAUAUGGCUGGUUUUUUAUUUUUUCUACAUAAAUAUUGCAAAAGAUUUGACUAAUUGAAUCCUCUUGUUCAUAAAAUGUUCAGUUCAUACCUAAGAUCUAAACAGAAUCAAUAAUAGUUUUAUGCAACCAGUAUAACAUGUAGAUGUAAUUUUGGUUACAUGUUCAUUGUUUUGAUUUGUUCAGUUUUGUGGGUGGACUUUUAUUUUGACGUUUAAAAAGAGGUUAAUAAUAUAAAAUAAUCUGACGUUUAAUAUUACUUUUAGAAAGAAAUUAAUAAAUAAAAAUAACAGCAAUAUUAUUUAAAAAUGGGUGCAAAAAAAGUAAAUAUGAGAGAGCUAGAAGCAGCUGCUAAAGCGUCUGCUACUACUAAAGUGAUAAAUACAUUGAAUAGGCCAGGACAAUUAGAAAAAAUUGACCAAAUAAAACAACGAUAUGUUCGAAAAAAAGCUUCAGUUGAAGCAUUGCUGAAGUCAGCAAUGCAGCAACAGCUAGAUGGUGUUAGAAUUGGUUUGAAUCAACUACACAGGUGUCUCGAAGAAGUAUCUGAAAUUAAUAUUAGUAUGAAAAAGAUGUCAGACUUAUUUUCUGAUGUACCAGAGCUUAGUAAGGUACUCUGUGAUAUUAGAGAUGAAAAUAUGAGGCAUUCGCAAUAUGUAACAGCCAAAGAAAAUCUGAAACAUAUUUUUACAGUCCCAGAAAGUGUAGAAAAGACAAAAUCCUGGAUUAAUGAAGGAAAGUUACUUCAUACACAUCAGUGCUUGAGAGACUUGGAAAAUUCAAGAGAUGACUUACUAUUUGAGCUUCACAAAUUACCUAACCAAUCUGUACAUGAUAAAUCAAUGUUAAAAGCAUAUUUUGCUGAUGUAGAAGUACUAUCCAGCUUACUAGAAAAACAGUUAACUAUUAUUUUAUACAGAACAUUAAAUACUGUAAGAAAAGAUCCUACAGUAAUAGUUACUGCAUUGAGAAUUAUUGAAAGGGAGGAAAAAGCAGAUGAAGAAGCUCUGAAACAACAGAGACAAACUGGGUUUAUCCCUCCUGGUCGUCCUAAAAAGUGGAAAGAGAUGGCUUUUAGCAUUAUUGAGAAAACAGUAUCUUCAAAAAUUGAAGGUACUCAAGUUGAGGAAAGAGAAGAUAAUAAACACUGGCUGAUAAGAUAUUUAGAACUUAUUAGAAUGAUGAUUUUAGAAGAUUUAAGAAUUGUCAAAACUCUUUGCUUACCGUGCUUUCCUCCAAGUUAUAAAAUAUUAGAUAAAUAUAUUCAUAUCUACCAUGGAUGCCUUUCCGUACAUCUGCAGGAAAUUAUACAAAAUGGCCUUCAAGGUAAUGAAUAUGUUACAAUGCUGUCUUGGGUUCUUAAAACUUAUCGAGCCAAAGACAUGUUAGGUCACCCUGAUUUAGUGACCUCUACUGAAAAUUUACCUCCUUUACUUCCAUCUGCUGUUAUAGACAGAUUAGAAGAAGACUAUCUUAAGAAUAUUGAAGCGAACUAUAGUGAAUGGAUGCAAAAUACUCUUAAAUCAGAAAAAGAGGAAUGGAGGAUGAAUACUGAACCUUAUUCAGAGUCAUAUUCUCGUACGCCAGCCCCAAUUAUUAUUUUUCAAAUGAUAGAUCAGAAUUUACAAGUAACCAAAACAAUAAGUGAAGAGCUAACAUUUAAAUGCUUGAAUUUAAGCAUUAGACAAGUUAUAAUAUUCGCAGAUGCUUUCAGGGAUGCUAUUAUUGAAUUUAAGAACAAAUAUUUUGAGGACAGGAAACAAGUCGUUUAUUUCACCCAGUAUAUGAUUUUAAUAGUAAAUAAUACUUUACAACUUGUGGAGUUGGGGUGUCAAUUAGAAAAACAGUAUGUUACUAAUAACAGUUCACAUGAACUUACCAAGAAUUUUGGCAUGUUAAAAAGUACUUAUAUUAAAUUGAGGAAUGACGCAGUCAUGUACUUGCUAGAAGAACUUUUUGUAGACAUAGACCAACAUUUUGAUAAAUUGUUCACAUCACAUUGGUUCCCAACUAACCCUGCCGACACAAUCUAUGUUACAAUAGAAGAUUAUUUCCAAGAUUACAACCGAUUAGCUGAAGCGAACUACAAAUAUGCAGUGGAAUUAUUAUUAACCCUAGUGGGUAGAAAAUAUCUUACAGCUAUGCUGUCUAGGCGCAUAUCUUUCAAAACUUUCGAUGAAUGCAUGAAAGCUGCCCAAAAAGUUUCGGAAGAAGCCAAUAGAUUCAACAAACUCUUUGAAAAUCUCAGUAAUGAUAUAGAAUGCGAGAACCCAUUUGAUGCCAUCAUUAUGCUCUCUGAAGUGCUGAAAAGCGAUGAUGACAUGUUAUCCUUUGAGCUACAUAGGGUGGUUGAAAAGUAUCCUGAUAUUACUGAUGAUCAUCUUUUAAGACUGCUGAACCUGAGAGGAGACCUGUCAAGAUCAGAUGUCAGAGAUAAAGUUGUGCAUGUAGAUAAGCCUAAAGUUCUGCAUAAGAGCACAGUGUUUAAGACCCUGGUGUUUCCUAAGCUUGUAAAUAUUAAUUUAACUUUCUAGAGUAAGGCUUUAUUGUUGCUUUAAUUUUUUAGAUAAUAAAUAUAACUAUGUUUAGUUUUGAUAAUUUAUGUUUAUUGUUGCAAAGAAACAGCUGUCAAGCUUCAGUUAAUUUUUUUUAUUAAAAUAUAAUGAACAUAAUAAAAGGUACAAAACACAACAAAUGAGAUACAUAAUAAAGUACAUCUAAAUCACAGGAAUUAUUUAUUAUUUACGUUUUUAAAAAAAUUAUGAAGAGUAGGUUGGCCUUCAGACUUUGUCUUCUUUAAUCCUACAGAUCUACAAGGGCCUAGUUUCUUUCUUUUUAUGUUAAUAUUCAAAGUACUCUGAAAACAAAUAGAUAUGACAAUAAUUUAAACAAUAAUUUUUAAAGUGUACCUUUGAAGAACAUGGUUGAGACAUAGUUUUUGUAAUUUUUUCCUCAUCGGAUUUAGUCAGAUCGACUUCUUCUACAGUUUUUUGAGAAACACUUUCAUCGAGUUUAAUUUUUUCUAAAGCUUCAAGAGGAGAAUCAAUAGAAUUAUCAGGAAUGUUUUCAGUAUCAUUUGAAUUAUUUACUUCAGUUUGAGUAUCAUUAUUUUCAGAUUGUUUUUCUUCAUUUUGGUUAAUUAUUUGUGUUUCAGGUUGUGAGAAAAAGUACCUGCUCUUUACUAUUACAUUACUGUCUGUUUUUGUUAACUUGAACUUGCUUAGUUUUUUUACAAAUGGAUUAUGAUUUAUUACUGGUGAGGUUCUCUCCUCAUUUUCUUCCUGUUUUUCUUCAGGUUCUGGUUCUAUAUUUCGUUUCACAGGUUUCUGAAAGUAUACUGCAAUUUCUUGUUCAAUUUUCAUAUCAGAUUCUUGUUUUAACCAUUCGUCAUAAUCAUCAUCAUUGUUAUUUAUAACUUUAUUUUUUUUUGGAGAUUCUCUUUUUCUAAAGAGUAGUUGUUGCUGUUUUCGAGACAUACUUUUGGAGAAAACUCCAGACCAAAUACUAUUUUUGGGUAGUUUCUAAAAAUCAAUACAUACUUCAACUUCUGGGAGCUAAAUUGUGGC
Psylliodes chrysocephalus is the source of this 3638-nucleotide messenger RNA. The record is from the annotation of a GenBank genome assembly. NCBI's taxonomy places the organism in Eukaryota, Metazoa, Arthropoda, Insecta, Coleoptera, Chrysomelidae.